Messenger RNA from Calliphora vicina (urban bluebottle blowfly), 2451 nucleotides. RefSeq names its product taxi (gene tx). Gene Ontology annotation, molecular function: E-box binding; protein dimerization activity; DNA-binding transcription factor activity, RNA polymerase II-specific. The coding region runs from base 1255 to 2451 and encodes 398 amino acids. Lineage: Eukaryota; Metazoa; Arthropoda; Insecta; Diptera; Calliphoridae. Gene Ontology annotation, biological process: axon development; sensory organ development; positive regulation of transcription by RNA polymerase II. The record is from RefSeq and is a predicted model, not a curated record. The transcript is spliced from 2 exons. Gene Ontology annotation, cellular component: nucleus.
UGCUGCUGCUGUUGUUUGUUUGAUAUCAAAGUGCUCGAUACAAUCAGUUUUAAUACAUUUGGAUUCAGUGCAAAUUUGACAAACCUCGCUAAAGGACGUGCUUUACGAAACUUGGUCUCCACUAAAUAAAACACAUGCAUGCCGGGCCACAAAUAAUUGAAUUGAAUAAAAAUAUAUAAAAAAAAAGAAAAAGAUUGAACGCAUGCCGCAGUUUUGUUUUUUGUUGUCAUUGAGUAGAAGCAGAAAAAGACGAGAAAAUAAUAUAAGAUUCUUUGCCUCAAUCUCUGUGUACGAGCAGAAAUAUACAUUUUUAUACAGCCACCAAUAACCAAAAGGAAUUGAGCAGCAGCAUCAUUAGAAUCAUUCGAAUCAUCUGUAUGCGAGACGCGUAAGAUUGUUAUUUUUAGAUGCGAUCGCUCGUCAACAAAAAAAAAAUCUUAAAUCUUUGAGAAGAUGAAAUUAUCAACAACAAAAACUACAAUACAAAAAUAACAAUUGAAAUAUAAAUGUGAUAAAACAGCAACAAAAAAAGCAUUUUUGUUUUUGGAAAUGAAAACAAAAAAUUUAUGUAUGUGAAUAUUUGAAACUAAAGAAUACAAUCAUGCUGAUGAUUCGAUGAUGUUGAGUAUGAUGCGGAAAAAGUAAUGCACUCAAUUUUAUGUAUUCAAAAAAAAAAAAAUAUAAAAUAAAACAAGAAGCAAAAAACAACAAAAUAAUUAAUAAUAAACCUUGUAUAGUUGAGAUUUAAAUAAAUUUAUCUCUCAGUAAAAACCCAAAAAAAAAAAAAUAAAAUAAGAAAAUUCGUUUAAUGUGUCAUGUUAAAAGUGAAACAUCAAAUUUAUAAAAUUCUCAAAUAAGACAAAUUUAACAAAAUAAAAAAUUAAUAGUCAUAUCAAAAAAAAAUAGUAUCACUACUACUGCAUUUAUCAGCCAAUCGCAUAAGAAAGCAAAACUCAGUUUAUGAGCUAAAUUAAAUGAAUAAAAAAUAUUGUAGUUUUGGUGCCAAAGAUAAAUGCGACAAAUUACCUGUAAAGUGUGAAAUGUUUACAAGUUUCGUUUUAAAAUAUCCAGAUUGUUUAUCUAAUUCAAAGUAAAAUCUAAGCCAAAUUUGGUUUUAUUACACGACAAUAAUUUAUUUAGUAAAAAAUUACUUGAUAUCAACCACGUUUUCAACAAAUCUCAUUGGCAGGAUACACAUCACGUUUUCCGGUUCAUGAAAACUUAAGAGAGAACCCGAGAAUUGAAUUCAAUUUAAUGGCAAAUAUGGAUAGUGAAAAGUAUUCAUUGCGUCAGAGACAGAAACGUAAGCACAUCUUGACGAAUAGCAGCUUGGAUUCCCAGGGCUAUGCCAGUGAUAAUUCCAUAGAGUCGCUUAGCAACUCUAGAGAUAGUCCUCAGUAUUGCCGUACAAGCAAGAAUUCCCAAGCGACGAGUAGUGCAGCAAGUAAUGGCAAGGCCAAAACAAAAGCGGCGCCUUUGAGUAAAUAUCGGCGAAAAACGGCUAAUGCUAGAGAGAGAACGCGCAUGCGUGAAAUCAAUACGGCCUUUGAGACGUUGCGCACAUGUGUGCCACCCUGUAUAACAAGCGAAGAUUCCAGCAGUACUAAUGAAAAACUAACCAAGAUUACCACUUUACGUUUGGCCAUGAAAUACAUAGGCAUCUUAACCGAUGCUUUAGGAAAUCCCAAUGAGGCUGAUUAUGAUUUCCUCCACGAAUGUACUCAACCCAGAAUCAUAGAACCUGUAAUAACCGAAGAGAAUUUUGAACCUUUAGUUAAGGAAACAAAAGAAAAACCAACGAAAUCCGCCAAAAGUAAUAAAACUACUAAAACUACAAAAUCUGCUAUCAACAACUCACGCAAGUCUUUCGCCUCCAACACGAAAAGACCGGCUAAAAAACAAAAAUUAGUUAAUACCGAAAAUUUAUGUCAAACGUCACCCAUUCCUACCAGCUAUCAAGAAUCUCCAGCAUCAAAUGCUUCUUCGGCCUAUGCCUCGCUCUCCUCCGCCUCCGAAUCUUCAGCCUCGCCCAUUUCGAAUUCUUCGUAUAUGUUUGAUCAAAACAUAGUCAAUCACAACUUUACUUACACCCAUCCUCAUCAUCACAAUUCCAUGUCGGAUUUGAGUAAUUUAAUGCUAGAAUCCGAUGGAGAAUCUCUUAAUCUUUCCGAACGCUGCCUUAGCCCUUUGCAGACGACGAAAAAAGCCAGCAAUUCCCGCAACGAACCCUACGAAUGCUCACCCACAGAUAUGCAGACUUUGGAAAAUCCUUUAGAAUUGAGUUUGCGUUUAAUGGAACCGACUGCCGAUUCUUUAAGUCUGUCCGUAGAUCCCAUAAUACCACCUUCCUCCUGCAUCAGUCCUCUUAUGAAUCUGGAGCCCUUUAAUGCUUUCGAUUUAUUCCACACGGAGUUUAACGAACAGUCCGCUUUGGAUUUGUUUCUAACGUGA